AUGUCUGGCCGUGGAAAGGGAGGCAAGGGAUUGGGCAAGGGCGGAGCUAAGCGGCACAGGAAGGUUCUAAGAGACAACAUCCAGGGCAUCACCAAGCCGGCCAUCCGCCGUCUGGCUCGCCGAGGCGGCGUCAAGCGUAUCAGCGGCCUCAUCUACGAGGAGACCCGCGGCGUCCUCAAGAUCUUCUUGGAGAACGUGAUCCGCGACGCUGUUACAUACACCGAGCACGCUCGCCGGAAGACCGUCACCGCCAUGGACGUCGUCUACGCGCUCAAGAGGCAGGGCAGGACCUUGUACGGAUUCGGCGGUUGA
Linum tenue is the source of this 312-nucleotide messenger RNA. NCBI's taxonomy places the organism in Eukaryota, Viridiplantae, Streptophyta, Magnoliopsida, Malpighiales, Linaceae. The record is from the annotation of a GenBank genome assembly.